This is a messenger RNA of Culicoides brevitarsis, 1917 nucleotides long. RefSeq lists its product as uncharacterized. Bases 1241 to 1783 code for a protein of 180 amino acids. The transcript has 3 exons. The record is from RefSeq and is a predicted model, not a curated record. NCBI's taxonomy places the organism in Eukaryota, Metazoa, Arthropoda, Insecta, Diptera, Ceratopogonidae.
GCUGUAAAUUUGUGUAGUUCGCCGCAGCACAUGUUCGUAUUUUAUUUUAGUAUUAAAACGGCAGAGCAGAUGUGAGCAAGUAGUACAUUUUUUAGCAGGUCUGCAUUUUUGUUUUUUAUUCGUGAAUGUUGUUUUGACGAAAACAACUCAUCAUCGUUAUAGGCAACAAAGAAAAUACUCGCGAGAGAGAACGCUCUAUCGAUUUAUUUACUGAGGAAAUCUUUUUUUAGAACGAAAGUGACCGUUACUUAGUGUGAAAAAUAAAUAAAUAACACACGAGAAAACACGAUAAAGUCAAUAUUUCUCACUCAAUUAAACAGAAAAUGAGAUAAACAGUGAAUCAUCUGAAAAAUUUUCAAAUAAAAAACGAAAAUCUGAAAUAAUUUACGAAAAAAAUCAAUUUUUUCUAAUUUUCUAGUGAACAGUCAUCAAAAAAUCCACUCAGGUCAAGGAGGUGUUGAAGCAUUAAAAACGUACAAAAAUUACGUCGUGGCCCUAAUUACAAAAACGGAAACAAAAAGGAACUAAAAUUGUUUUACAUAAUUAUCGAACAAAUAAAACUACUAAAUACAUACAUUCUUAACGAUUGAAGUUCAUAACCGACGGUGAAAUAGAAAGAAAUAGUGUCUGGAGCAAAGUCAAAAAUACGAAUUACGUCAUAAAAAUAUUUGAACGUGCCUUGCAAGAAUUUCUCGUUCAAUGAAAAAAUAGUGCCUGAGUGAAUAUUAUCCUGUUUUCAGUACAAAAAAAAAGACAAAAACAAAAAGUUCAUGAAUAAAAACAGGUCAUUUAAAUAAUAAUAAAAUGGAAGGCAUGAAAACACACCAAUAAAAUAAAAUACAAGAAAUAAAAAGGAGAAUAUCACCCUUAGUUUAUUAUUUCAUUAAAUUACAAAAGGAAACCGUCUUCAGACACAGCAAAAUAAAUUUACGUCGCAAACAACAACAUUCAACAAGAAAUUUUAUAUGGAUUUAUUUGCAAUAAUAUUACUAUAAGAUAGUAUCACAUGUUCGUCUCAGGAAUCAAUCAAGCGAUAUUUGAUUUAAUUUCAUUGACCACUUGGACCACCUUCCAACAAUAGGCAGCAAUCAACGGUUGUGUAUCGUCUGUAAUGACUGUAAUCAAUCAACGUCGUCGUCGGUAGUAAAUAACGAAUUGAUUCGAUUUUGGAUUCAAACGUCUCAAUUAGUACCUGACCUGUCAUUGCUCCUCUUACUUACCUCAAAUAUGAGUUGUCGGCAUGAAUAAAAAGCAGUUAGAGAGUUUCUUAUUUGCGGAGCGCGAUUCUAAUGCAUCGCAGCGUUACACCAAACCACGCAACGACGAAGCUGAAAGCAGUUCUGGACUAGUGGAUUUUAUUCGUUGCGUUUGUGGAUGCACAAAAUUCACGCGUUCUGAUUUGGAGUCUAUGAUCUUUGCGAAUAUGGAUGGCUUCAUGAAUAAUCCGGCAUCUGUUAAAUUUUUCCGCGGUGUUUGUGAUCCCGAUCCCAGUUCCGUGGCACAACGCUCACUAAAAUGCUACGAAAUGUGCAGGGAGAUUUUGUACAACAAUUUACAAGUGGACGACGAUGAACGCGAACAAUUAGUGGAACUUUGUCCAUCGUAUCGAUGGGAGAAAGAAUUUGAAGCAGCUGUGGACAGCAAAGACGAUGACGUCUUGCGGAAAUUUUUGAAUGACCUCAUGACACAAUGCAAGUUUGACAUUGAAAAUACGAAUGAUUACCAUCGGUAUAAGGAGCUUUUGCGAGACAAAUGCAAACGAUUGAUGUCGCCAUGUAAAUGAGAAAACAGUAGGAACUGAGUUCCUCGCGAUUUUUUAGUUUUAAGUUUUAUUUAUAUUUACGAUGUCGUUACGAAUUAUUAUUACGGAAAAUAAUAAAAUGAUAAGAAAUCAUCAAUAAAUAAUUUCCAGAUGAC